Thamnophis elegans (Western terrestrial garter snake) is the source of this 1048-nucleotide messenger RNA. It is a transcript of the gene DUSP19, whose product is annotated as dual specificity phosphatase 19. The coding region runs from base 201 to 818 and encodes 205 amino acids. The record is from RefSeq and is a predicted model, not a curated record. Lineage: Eukaryota; Metazoa; Chordata; Lepidosauria; Squamata; Natricidae. Gene Ontology annotation, biological process: regulation of MAP kinase activity; protein dephosphorylation. Gene Ontology annotation, cellular component: cytoplasm. The transcript is spliced from 4 exons. Gene Ontology annotation, molecular function: JUN kinase phosphatase activity.
AAAAAGGAAGCCUAACAGGCAAGGCUCCCCCGCUGCUUGCCAAUUGUGCUUGAAGGCUCUCUGAGGAGGGAUAUGUGUGUGUGUUUAGGCAAAGCUGAAAGACUGGAAACGGAUCUGCUCCCCAAAAAGAAGAAAUCAAACGCAAAGAAGCUUCUCCUUGGCUUUGCUUCUGCCCGCUUGAGGGCUUCUUUUCUCAUGUAAUGCACUCACUCACCCAAGAAAUCAAAUCCUUCUCCAGGACUAAUUUGAAAAAGCAAUGCACCCGAGUCACAACUUUAUCUGGGAAGAGACUUAUUGAGACCUGGAGGGAUGCCCAGAUGCAAGUGGUGGAAGUGGCUGAUUGUAAGGAGGGGGGUGCCUGUGGUUAUGUGCAGGACCUGAGCCUGGAUCUUCAAAUUGGGGCAAUUAAGCCGUGGCUCUUGCUGGGUUCCCAGGAUGCUGCUCAUGACCUGGAAAUAAUGAAAAAAUAUAAGGUUACCCAUGUUCUAAAUGUAGCUUAUGGAGUUGAAAAUGCCUUCCCCGAUGACUUGACAUAUAAAACUAUCCCUAUUCUUGACCUGCCUGAGACUGACAUCACCUCCUAUUUUCCUCAAUGUUUUGAAUUUAUUGAGCAAAUCAAGUUAAAGGAUGGUGUUGUGCUUGUUCAUUGUAAUGCAGGAGUUUCACGGGCAGCAGCAAUUAUUAUAGGGUUCCUAAUGUACUCAGAAGGACUCAAUUUUGCCAUGGCUUUUUCUGUGGUAAAAAAUGCACGACCUGCUAUUUGUCCAAAUUCUGGCUUCAUGGAGCAGCUCCAGAAAUACUGUCAAAUCAAUCAUUAAAAAUGGAAACUCAACUUCUUCAAUGAUGAAGAAUGAAUUUUAUGGUUGUGUUUUAAUGAGAGAAAUUGACUUUUUUUUAAAAAAAAAUCACGGUGUUAAUAACAGUUGUACACCAUUAAGCUCUAUAUCAUCGAAAACUCAUCCUCGUUCUUACACGUAAUGUUGAAUUAAUCUCAGAUGCAUUUUGCUCUUUUUAUUUUAAUCUUAAUAAAUAUAACUAUUACUGUGGA